This is a messenger RNA of Lactuca virosa, 3522 nucleotides long. The record is from the annotation of a GenBank genome assembly. NCBI's taxonomy places the organism in Eukaryota, Viridiplantae, Streptophyta, Magnoliopsida, Asterales, Asteraceae.
AUGUCGAAAAACAUUCGCAUCAUCACGAAGCAAAAACCCAAAAUCUUCUUCAUUCUCUCUCCUCUAUCACUUCCGUCGCCGCUUCAUAUUUCCUUUUUCACUGUUUCAGCAUACCGAUGGUCUGAAAUCCAGCUUCAUAUCAACUAUUAUCAUUGCGUCUUCAUCCGGUUAUCAGGGUUUCUAGUGAUGCGAUUUAGGUCGACUGAGAUAUCAAACUCGGAGAAAGCAGAAUCUGAUUUUUCUCUGGAGAAUCGUGAUGCCGUUGAUGAAAGUAUGGGUUCAUUGAACUGUGGUUUCGAGCCUUUGUUGGAUGGAAUAGUUGAAAAGAGGGCAAAAGAGACCGAACAUAUGGUAUGUGUUGAUAAACCUGCUUAUGAUCUUGAAGUUGUCAUGUGUAAGGUAGAAAAGAGCAUAACCAUGGAGGAUAAAAACGAUAGCAGAGAUGUGGAUGAUACAUUGCUACAUUUGGGUUCAAAGGUGUUGGCUUCUACAGGAAAUAUUAUUAAGUCCCGUGCAGAAAGAGAAAUGGACGAGUGUGUUAAAAUUAAAUGUGUUAAAGUUCCUUUUAAAGAAGGAAAAUAUUUGAUGCCUGUGAAUUCAUAUGAGCUGGAUUGUAGUUUGAAAGAGGAAAUAAAAUCAUCACGUGUGGUAUCAACUGAUACUUGUCAGCCUAAGGUUUUAGCUCCUACUUCACCACAUAAAAAAGCCAUGGAAUAUAAAAAAUGGUCUGCAAAUGUGGAAUUUGGGAGCAAUGUUGAUGCUGUUGCAAAUACCAUUGAUGAGGAUGACAAAGCUAGUAUUGGGAUUAAAAAAGGUAAAAGGGGGAGGAAGAGGAAACCUUUGAAAAGUUCUGAAUGUAAUGGAGAUGUAAGGGAUAAAAAAGAAAAAGUUAAGAAGGGUGGGCCCCACCUAAGUGGUAGGGUGCUGCGGUCAAGGCCUAUGAUGAAGAGUGACAAUGUCAAGGUGGAUGAGAGUGGGCUCUGUGAGAGUCUUGUUGGCUUCAAAAGAAAGAUGGAAGCUGAAUGUUUAGACCAAACUGAGGUCAAAGAAGUCAAUGUAAACAGUCAACUGACUGGUCAACCACGGAAGAAGCAAAAACGUCGUGGAAGACCUCCUAAGGCACAAGGUGAAUCCACAUCAUUACAUGUGACUGAUGACGUGGCGGUUUUCAAGAAAUUAGAACGCAGGGGAAGACCACCUAAAGUGCAGGCAGGGGAGUUGACCAAUUCAACAAAGUCAAAGCUUGUGGUGGGCAAGAAAAACAACAAUCAGUUGAAGGGUAAAAAUGUCAAAAAGAGUCCCAAGAUUCACAAUGGGCAUAAAGAAGAUGGAGUAUUAAACACCACUGGUGACAACAAACAAAAGUUGAAGAAUUCUAAAAAAGACAAUGAUCACACAGGUGGUGAAAAGAGGCGAGAAAUACAGCAGUCAGUGAGAGAUCAAAUAGUUAGUAUUUUAAUGAAGGCAGGAUGGACAGUUGAGCAUAGACCUAGGAAAGAAAGAACAUACAUGGAUGCAGUAUAUGUUGAUCUCAAAGGUGGGACCCACUGGUCUGUUACAAAAGCUUACUAUUCUCUCAAAAAGAGAAUCGAAAAUGGUAAGGCUGAUGAUAAAGAAGUUUCCGCUUUUACCCCUAUACCCGAUGAGAAAAUCAGUGUACUACUAAGGGUUGUUACAAAGGUCAGAAGCGAUAAAGAUAAGCUGAAAAAAAAUAAGAAAAAGAAAAAGAAAAACAAUAGUGACAAGGGUACAAGUGAGGGUGAAAUAGUCAUGAGUGGUGGAAGUGGAAGUGGAAGUGAAGCUCCAGUUAAGAAGAAGCUCAAAGAUGGUAAAAAGAAGAAGCAAACACAUAAAUCUGAUGUAAAAUUGGGUAAUAAAUCAUUAAAAAGGCAGCCAAAAGUAAGUCAGAAAAGUCAACAGAGCAGAAAGCCACGUCUUGUUGCUAGAAUCUCCAGUAAGGGAAAUGAUGAAGAUGAUGAUGGGUGUUUGAUAUACAGUGGGAAACGGAAUCUUCUUUCAUGGAUGAUAGAUUUGGGUGUUGUUAUGCCAGGUGGCAAGUUGCAGUAUGGGGAAGGUAAAAAAAGAAACGGGUUGCUUGAGGGAAAAGUUACCCAUGAUGGGAUUCAUUGCAGUUGCUGUAAUGAAACUGUGGACAUAUCAAGUUUCAUAUCCCAUGGUGGAGGAAAAGGGAAACUCAAUCAGACACUAAAAGAUUUAUAUUUCCAGUCUGGAUCAUCUUUUCUAAAGUGUCUCCUGGAAUCCUGGAGGAAGGAAGAGGAAUCAAAUACCAUCAGAUUUAAUCUUGUUGAUGUUGAAGGAGAUGAUCCUAAUGAUGACACGUGUAAUAUAUGUGGAGAUGGUGGUGAUUUGAUUUGUUGUGAUGGUUGCCCUUCCACAUUCCAUCAAAGCUGCCUUGAUAUCCAAAACUUUCCUUCUGGUGUCUGGCAUUGCCUAUACUGUUGUUGCAAAUUUUGUGGACUUGUUUCUCAAAUGGAUGAUUCUCGAAUGAUCUCAUGCUGCUUGUGUGAGGAAAAAUUUCAUGGGUUGUGUGUACAAGAAGAAGAUGCUUUAAAUCUUGAUUCCAGUGGGCUGUCUUUCUGUGGGAGUAAAUGCCAGGAGCUCUUUGAACAACUAAAAACAUAUCUCGGGGUCAAAUUUGAGCUUGAAGAUGGAUUUUCAUGGACACUGCUUCAGCGUGCUGAUGUCAGCCAAGAUUCUAUACUUGUUGAUGCUCCAGAAAAGAUCAAAUGCAAUUCCAAAUUGGCUGUUGCAUUUUCUGUCAUGGAUGAGUGUUUUGUGCCAAUUAUGGAUGAGAGAAGUGGAGUUAAUAUGAUUCAUGAUGUUGUUUACAAUUGUGGGUCAAACUUCAGGAGGUUGGAUUAUUCUGGAUUCUUUACAGCAGUUUUGGAGAGGGGCGAUGAGUUGAUCUCAGCAGCAUCCAUAAGGAUCCAUGGGAAACGGUUAGCAGAAAUGCCUUUUAUUGGAACUCGCCACAUGUAUAGGCGUCAAGGGAUGUGUCGUCGCCUAUUAGAUGCCAUUGAAUCCGCUCUUAGUUCUCUUGGUGUUGGAGAGCUGGUGAUUCCUGCCAUCCCAGAACUUUAUAAAACAUGGACCACUGUGUUUGGAUUCAAGCCCCUUACAAAACCAAAGAGGCAAACAAUGAAGUCCAUGAGCAUGGUUGUGUUUCCUGGAACAGACAUUCUUCAUAAACCUCUUCUCAACAACCACUUUGCUGAUAUGAAUCUUGGUCCAGCUGGCGAUGGCAAAGGUGUGGGAUGUAUCACUGUGGCAAAUGACGAUAAUGCCCUUCACUCAGAAACCAAACCAUCAAAUACAAUAGAUUAUGUGGUGAAAGAAGCUACACCCUUAAGGCUAAAUCAUCGGUUGACUGUUGUAAAAAUGGAAGCAGAUGAAUCAAGUUGGAAGAUGGUUCUUUUUAGUUCUACCCUGAAGAAGGAAAGAGGAGGCAGAGCCGUCCAUUGGAGUAAAUUAUCGCAGGUGUUGAGAGGAGAAAAAGCUUAA